AUGAUUCUACAAUUCAGGGCUUAUAUACAGCAUUGUAUUGGUGUCGACACUAAACAAGCGGUCUUUUUGUACGAAGAAAGCUGGCCCCUGUCGCUAACGUCACUGGACAUGGUUUCUAGUCCGCCAUCCUCUAAACCUGCAAGUCAAUCACUACAGGUCCCAACAAAUGAUGAGGAAAAAGAAACCGUAUCUCUUGACGAGGAAUUAAUCGACCAUGAGACGUUUGACCAGUUACUGGACAUGGACGACGACGAAAAUUUCGCGUUCUCUAAAGGGAUCGUCUCUGAGUAUUUUAAACAAGCAGAACAAACAUUCAAGCAGAUGGAUGACUAUUUUAAGGAGGAGAAUCUUGACGAGUUGUCCAAAUUAGGUCAUUUUCUUAAGGGCAGUUCGGCUGCCAUCGGAUUAACCAAGGUUAAAGGCAUCUGCGAAAAAAUACAAUACUGCGGUAUCCUCAAAGACGAAAACGGGGAAUCCUCGAUUACAGAAGACGAGGCAAAAGAUCACAUGGCAUCGUACUUAAAAAAUGUAAAAAAAGAAUACCGGGAAGCCGAAAAAUAUUUGAAAGUUUUUUAUGAAAAGCGAGGUUCGGCUAUUAGUGAUGAUAACACAUCCUCUGAUGAGUAG
Messenger RNA from Paraglomus occultum, 627 nucleotides. The record is from the annotation of a GenBank genome assembly. Lineage: Eukaryota; Fungi; Glomeromycota; Glomeromycetes; Paraglomerales; Paraglomeraceae.